Molecule: messenger RNA, 2844 nt
Organism: Tigriopus californicus
Lineage: Eukaryota; Metazoa; Arthropoda; Copepoda; Harpacticoida; Harpacticidae
Product: non-lysosomal glucosylceramidase-like
Exons: 1
Coding region: 256-2733 (825 amino acids)
Biological process (GO): carbohydrate metabolic process
Molecular function (GO): beta-glucosidase activity
Source: RefSeq, a predicted model, not a curated record
GUCCAUAUUCCAGGCUUACAUGGCCAAUAUUGUGAGCUUUUGUGGCAGCGACAUACAAAUUGACUCAUGAAGGCUCGAGUCUCUAGAAAUGACCCGAGUCAUCCAAGUCAUCGCCAAGUUACCUUAAAGUGCUAAAGCUUGCGUAGUGUCACUUGGUUGACUCUUUGGGUGCUUGAGUGCCAAAGGCUGCCGAAGGCUGCGAAAGGCUUGACGCUUGGCCACUCACGGAUUACUCGGACCAAUCAGGCCUUUCCAAUGAGUGCCACCAUCCCCCAAUACGGUUGGUCCCGCCAGGCGUCGGAGGCAUUUCCCGAUCCCCGCGACCAAAACCUCCGCCCCUCGUUCUCGCAAAUCAUCCACUUGAUUCCCUUGGGACUGCGCUACGCUCUGCACUUCUUAGGCAAACUUUGGCAGGGUCGAAAACCGCCCAUUGAUCAGAUUCGCAUGUUAACCGGCCAAGCGAUUUAUGGCGUACCUUGCGGAGGGAUCGGGGCGGGCUCCAUUGGUCGGGGCUUUCGGGGCGAGUUUUGUCGUUUCCAACUGAAUCCGGGCAUGUAUUCCUACGACACGGUUUGGGCCAAUGCCUUCCAUGUCCGGAUUCGACAAGAUGGGCUUCUGAUUUUUCAAAGCGUUCUAGGCAGCCGCACUUCAGAUCAACGGGGUGAUCAAGCCGGCAGACAUUGGGAUUAUGCCAUCCCGGAUAAGGAUAUUCAGUACCAUGCCCUAUAUCCUCAAUCCUGGACCACUAUUGAUCUGCCACAAUUUCAGCUGAAACUCAUCGGACGUCAAAUCUCGCCAUUUAUUCCGCAGAACUAUCGGGAUAGCUGUUGGCCCGUUACGCAUUUUGAGUGGACAGUGGAGAAUCAAGGCUCAUCCAAUCAAUAUGAAGUGAGUGUGGCCAUGACCUGGAAAAAUGGGUGGGGCUCCCAUCAGGAUGCUCAUAUGGGGGCCACUAUCAAGGCUUGUCCCGCUAGUUCAGAGUAUUUGGGGCUGGAAAUGAAUCAGACUUUCCGGGAUCUGAGAUUGACUUAUGGUGUGGCGGUCAAGAAAUCGCAGCACGUCCAAGUUCAAGCCAUGAGUCCUUUCGAUCCUGUUCGCGAUGAUCGUUCAUUUUGGCAGGAGCUUCAAGAUGACAGGGCUGGAUCCGCCCAUUCAAAAUCCUCGGCCACUAGUGCUCAGAUUUGUAUGGCUUUGAAGGGCUCCAUGGAUUGCCCUCCGGAUAGCCAAAGAUCCAUGGAGUUUGCUCUGUGCUGGGACAUGCCUGAUAUUCAAUUUGGGGCCCGAGCUCGAACCUGGACUCGUCGUUAUGCCGCCAUGUUUAUGAGCACUCAAGCAAACUCGGCUUGCCCGGCGCUUCUGGAACACACCUUUAACCGGGUGUCAAUCUGGCGACAAUCCAUUGAACAAUGGCAAAGGGAGGUCUUGGAGGAUGCCGGUUUGCCGGAUUGGUUCAAGAGUGCUCUCUUUAACGAACUCUACUACUUGGCUGAUGGUGGAACUCAAUGGUUGGAUAUGUCCAAAAGCGACUUGCCCGAUGAUGACAUUCGUCGUGAAUAUGGCCGUUUCGGGUAUCUCGAGUCCCACGAAUAUCGUCUUUACAACACCUACGAUGUGCACUUCUACGCUUCAACCGCUCUCUUGAACCUAUUUCCCGGUCUGCAAUUGUCUUUGCAAGCCGAUUAUUGUGAUGCCACCCAAACGGAAGACCCAACGCUGGUUUGGGAGUUGUAUGGCGGCAAUUGGGUUCCUUUGAACAAGGCCCUUUCUGUUCCUCAUGAUCUGGGUGACCCCGAGGAUGAUCCUUGGAUCAAGGUGAAUGCUUAUCGUAUCCAUGAUGUGUCCGAAUGGCGCGACCUCAAUCUCAAAUUUGUCAUUUCACUCUGGCGUGAUAUAUAUUGGGCAACUCAGGUUCAGUCAGAUGAGAGGAUUAAAAAUGCGGCCGAAAGUCUGGCUCAAAAGGCUUGGCCAAUUUGUCAGAAAGUGAUGGAAAAGUCUGUUGAGUGGGACAAAGACGGAGAUGGGUUGAUUGAGAAUAGCGGCAAGCCUGACCAAACUUAUGACACAUGGGUCAUGACUGGACCUAGUGCAUAUUGUGGCGGUCUUUGGAUAACGGCUGUCUCGGCUAUGAUACAAUUUUGCCAGAAGUUCCAACACCAACAUGACACUUGGUCAGCCAUUCUGGGCAAGGCUCAAAAAGCCUUCGAACAGAAGCUGUGGCAUUCAGGACCUACAGAUGCCUUGUUUAAAUUUGAUGCUCAGUCCGGUCCCAAUCUGGUUAUGAGUGAUCAACUCUGCGGUUAUUGGUACGCCUUAUUUAUGGGGCCGGAGGUUCUGAAGUCAAGUAUAAAAGAUGAACAAGUCCAAAUUGCUUUAGAAACGAUUUUCAGGCAUAACGUCGAGAAAUAUGGGGCUGGCAAGAAAGGUGCCGUCAAUGGAAUGCUCAUCAAAGAAGGCCAUCGUGAUGUGUCCACCGUUCAAAGCGAAGAAUGUUGGACCGGAUCCUCUUAUGCACUCGCCUCAAUCAUGUUGGCCAAGGGCAAUGUCGAGCAAGGUUUUAUCACCGCCGAGGGAAUUUACAAAACCGUUUACGAACAAAUCGGUCAAGGAUUCGAAACUCCUGAAGCAUUGUACAACGAGAAGCAUUACCGAGCCAUUGGCUAUAUGAGACCCCUGAGUAUUUGGUCCAUGUUUGAAGCGUGGAAAAUGAGGAACUCUCGCCUUGAAUCAAGCUGAAACAACUAGAUUCAACUACGCAUCAUCAACUUGUCUCCUCCUAUUUUUACUACUACCCUCGGUUUUAAGGUUCAGAACAUGGUAUUUUAUUAAUAAAUUUUACCGCUAGUG